UAUCUAAUGAUUAGAGGAUAUUAAUCGAUAUUAGUGUAAAUAAAUUGCAAGGUUACUAUCUAAAUAAUCAUUCGAACAUUUUGGCUAACAGUUGUGUGUAGUCUCAAAACUACGUUUCAUCAGGUUUUCUGUAGUCUCGUUACAUCAAACAGAUUUUGAACUCUGGAAAAAUAAAUAAAAUGGAGAAUAAAGUGAAAAUUGAAGAGCUGGAUUCAGCAAGUAAAUCUUUCGAAGUCUACCGUUUUCUCGGCCCUUCGAGCAGUACCGGUUACCUUAUGCCUAAAGGUUACAAAGAGCUUGCGGACAACAUCUUGAACAUGACUGUGCGGCCUGACGACGUGUGGGUGACUGGGUAUCCUCGGUCUGGAACCACGCUUACACAAGAGUUGGUCUGGCAAGUCGCGAACGAAUGCGAUUUCGAGACGGCUUCCAAAAUCCCUUUGAUGGCACGUUACAUGUUUCUCGAAGGGAAAAUGACAGUUAAUAUACUCAAAUCAAGGAUGGAAGGCGAAGUUACUGAACCUGUUUAUACUCAGGAGGCUAUAGACGCAGCGCCUUCGCCUCGGUUUAUAAAAACUCAUGUGCCCUUCUCGCUUUUGCCCUCGAAUCUAUUGGAUACCACGAAAGUAGUGUACAUAGCCCGAGACCCGAGGGAUGUAGCAGUAUCUCAUUAUCAGUUCGCAAAAAAGUUGCACUAUACUGCAGAGUUGAAAAGUUUUUGGAAUCUUUUCUUCAAUGAUAUGAUGGUGUAUUCCCCAACUUUGGCGCAUUUAAGAGAAGCGUGGGACCUCCGUCAUCAUCCAAAUAUGAUGUUCAUAUUCUACGAAGAUAUGUUAAAGGAUAUACAAUUAUCUGUCAAACGAGUAGCAGAUUUCCUUGACAAGAAGUUAACGGAUGAACAAAUCGUUAAGCUUAGUGAACACUUGAAUAUUAAGAACUUCAGGAAAAACGAGUCUGUGAACCCGACAUGGAUGAAUAAGAGUGGUGACCCCAAUGCUGAGAACUUUGUUAGGAAAGGUGAAUCGGGCGCAUGGCGCGAUCAGGUCGACGAGGAGAUGGCUGCGCAGGCGGAGCGCUGGAUGCGCGACAACCUCGCCGGCUCCGACCUGCGCUUUCCUGAAUAUACCUCCUAGUUGAUCGCACAGAUCUACAGUGUAAAAGAUUGCCUGUUAAAUAUCAAAAGUGUGAUCAAAAUCUUAAUGAUGUCAAGUGUAAUUGGAAGUAUUGAAUUCAACAGUACCUAAUAUGUGAUUGCGUAAAUUAUUUGCGUUUGUAACAAUACUAACAAUACAUUCCAAGAUACUCACCCUGAAUUAAACUUUUCUUAUUUUGCAAUCCGCUAACCUUACGUUUUGGUACAUUACAAAUACCGCGCGGUCGCUACGAAGCCCAAAGUGGUUAAGUUUUUGCCAUCUGCCUCUUUCCCACUCAUGAAUAUUCAUAAUAUACGCAUAUACAGAUCGUAUCGUAUUUGUUUACAUAUAUUUUAAACAUUUUUUUCCUA
Cydia pomonella (codling moth) is the source of this 1504-nucleotide messenger RNA. Its product is annotated as luciferin sulfotransferase-like. Gene Ontology annotation, cellular component: cytoplasm. The transcript has 8 exons. Gene Ontology annotation, molecular function: sulfotransferase activity. NCBI's taxonomy places the organism in Eukaryota, Metazoa, Arthropoda, Insecta, Lepidoptera, Tortricidae. Gene Ontology annotation, biological process: sulfation. The record is from RefSeq and is a predicted model, not a curated record. Bases 180 to 1133 code for a protein of 317 amino acids.